Molecule: messenger RNA, 3827 nt
Organism: Xyrauchen texanus (razorback sucker)
Lineage: Eukaryota; Metazoa; Chordata; Actinopteri; Cypriniformes; Catostomidae
Product: lipoprotein lipase-like
Exons: 10
Coding region: 161-1681 (506 amino acids)
Biological process (GO): lipid metabolic process
Molecular function (GO): apolipoprotein binding; lipoprotein lipase activity
Source: RefSeq, a predicted model, not a curated record
ACUUUGAGAGAAGCUCUGGACAUCGACAUCUAAAAGUAACGCUUCUAUACCUCCAAGUGAAAUACAAACCUGCUGCUAUACUGUGAAUAACUGGACCACAACUGUUUCCACUUUAGAUUUAAUCCUCAAAUUACAGCCGUAAUAAUUGACCUAAAGUAACAUGGGAAAAGUGAGCAAUUUUGGUUUUAUAAUUUGGAUAUGUUUUGCGUCCAUUUCUGCUGGUUUGGCGACUACGAUUGUGCCGACAACUGAUUCGACCACUAGUAAUAUCAUGGACAAUGCAACAGAAUGGAUGAUGGACUUCACUGACAUUGAAUCCAAGUUCUCCUUUAGAACCAUAGAUGAACCGGAGGACGAUCUGUGUUAUAUAAUUCCUGGUCAACCACAAACUAUCAAAGAAUGCAACUUUAAUACAGAGACUAAGACUUUCAUAGUUAUUCAUGGAUGGACAGUCACUGGUAUGUUUGAGAGCUGGGUUCCUAAGCUGGUAACAGCCCUGUAUGGACAAGAGCCAGCAGCCAAUGUCAUUGUGGUGGAUUGGCUGUCCCGUGCACAACAACACUACCCUACGUCAGCUUCCUACACCAAGCUAGUGGGCAGAGAUGUGGCCAAGUUUGUCAACUGGUUACAGGCCAAGCUUAACUAUCCUUGGGAAAAGUUGCAUUUGCUGGGCUACAGCCUUGGCGCUCAUGUCGCAGGAAUUGCUGGUCUUCUUACCAAAAAUAAGGUUAACAGAAUCACAGGGUUGGAUCCUGCUGGUCCUAGCUUCGAGUAUGCCGAUGCCCAGAGCACUCUUUCCUCUGACGAUGCCCUUUUUGUGGAUGUUCUUCACACCAACACUCGGGGCUCACCGGAUCGCAGCAUUGGGAUUCAAAGGCCAGUUGGCCAUGUGGACAUAUACCCCAAUGGUGGGACCUUCCAGCCUGGAUGUGACCUUCAGAACACUAUGAUGAUGGUGGCCACUACUGGUUUAAGAAACAUGGAUCAGAUUGUGAAGUGCUCCCAUGAGCGUUCCGUCCACCUGUUCAUUGACUCGCUGGUAAACAUGGAACAGCAAAGCUUGGCUUACCGCUGCAGCUCCAAAGACAGCUUCAACAAGGGCAUGUGCCUCAGCUGUCGCAAGAAUCGUUGCAACAAGGUGGGCUACAGCAUCAACAAAAUUCGCUCCCGCAGGAGCAGCAAGAUGUAUCUGAAAACCAGAGACAUGAUGCCCUUUAAAGUUUUCCAUUACCAAGUGAAGGUCCACUUCUUCAGCAAGACAAAAUUGAGCUACACUGACCAGCCAAUGAAGAUCUCAUUAUAUGGAAUCCACGGCGAGAAGGAGAACAUCCCCUAUGUUAUGCCUGCUUUGAACACAAACUCAACAGUAUCCUUCCUGUUGACCACAGAUGUGGACAUUGGAGAACUUCUGAUGGUUAAGAUUCUUUGGGAGAAAGAUUCACUCAUCAGCUGGCCCUGGUGGAACCCUGAUACCUUCCACAUCCGCAAACUACGUGUCAAGUCAGGAGAGACGCAAUCAAAAGUCAUCUUCAGCGCCAAGGACGGUGAAUUUUCCUACCUUGCACGUGGAGGUGAGGCCACAGUCUUCGUGAAAGACAAAGAAGCCCAGUCAAGCCGCAAGAACCAGAGAUUGCACAAGCUGAAGAUGCACGGAAGUUCGUUCAAACAAAACACCGCAUAGAGACGCACUUCCAAAUCCACCUCUGCUGGAAACCUCUAUACAAUCAGCUGGGAACUGGAAUGGUAGAGACUGUAUGUUCUGACUUAUUGAAGACAACCUUCCCCUGACCAAAAUCCUGAAACACAUCCUGCAAGAAACAACUAUCUUGAACAUAUACUGCUGUGCAGUUUUAAAACAUAAAGUCACUUUGGACAUUGCAGAGUUUUUCAUUCAAGUUUUAAUGACAUAUCACAGGUCAUUUGCUUCAAGACAAUUGCUGGCUAGACAAUCUUUACUGAAGUAGUUGAAUAUAUGAAAUGUAAAUCUCAUGUGUCUAUGCAAUACACAUAUGCAAGAAUGCUGCAACACAAGUGUUUGUUCCAGUCUGUCUGCUUUAGUUAAACAAAAGUGAAAUGUGUUAAAAUACAGCAGGUGUGCAGAAAGGACUUACCUGCACUUAACCUACAGGGUUUUGCUAGUUUUCCACCAAAGAGAAAAUCAUUACGUUUAUAUGCACAGUUCUAAUUGAACUACAGAAGGUUUUUCCAAGUAUGCAUGACACAAUGCGUAAUUGAAUAUUUGACCAUUGCGCAUCAUUUCUGUCUUCCGAAUUAUGUGCACAAGGCCAAGGCUAAUUGUGGUACUAAUUUUGGUCUAUUUACAUAUAUACACAUGCUGUUAUUGUAUGUUACAUACUGUGUAUAUACAAUUAACUAGGUCUGUUAGUCUGACUUAGCAAAAAUUGGACUGGUAUGAUUUCAGUCACACUAAAGUUUUUAGUUUAAACCGUUUUAGUCUGACUGAAAUUAAAAUUUUAAAGUGCAUGUAAACGUACGUAAACGUUCCUGGAUAGCACACGUACAUUUCCGAGAUGUCUGUUUAAGAUAUUUCCAUCUGGAAAGCAUCACAAUCAAAUAAAAUCUACAAUCUAAUAAAUAUCUUAAAAAGAUCAGAAUUACAACAUUCUAAAUCAUAAACAUCUCAAAGACAUCUGCGGAACAUCUUAUUGGCAUCCAAGACAUAUUUAUUGACAUACCUCUUAUAGACGAAUUGCAGGUGAGCAAAUAAUGUAAAAAAAUAGGUCUUCCAGAUGUAAACACACAUCAAAUAGAUGUCUGGGUGAUGUACGUGUGCUAUCAGGGUUAGUUGUAGUAGUUUUCUCAUUUUGGAGAACGAUACCACUUGAAACAGGUCUAAAGUUUGCUUGGUUUAGCUCGCUGUUAACAGUAUUACUCUUGAAAUUCCACUUCGGGACUGAACCGGUAGGUUAUGUAGCCAUUUGUUUUGGUUGCACUGCACAAGUAUUUUUCUUAACCAGAGUGAUUUGCUAGCUAUGCUAAUCCUCUUUGCCUCAGUUCCCAAAGCAACCAUUCAGAUUUGCCUUAGCUACAGACGAAAGUCACACUGGCAAAUCUGUUGUCUCAAAUUGCCUACAGUUUUCCGAUUGAAUAGCCUUCACCAUGAGGGGUCACCAAAAACGGGACCAAAUUCACUUUCUGCUGAAUCAAUAUGCAAUGAUUACUGUAAAUAUUUGUGAUUGUCAUUAUAUAUACACAUAUAUACAGCUUUUCAAAUGUGUACCUUCCUUUUGUUUCUUGGGUUAUUGUGUCUGGCACAGGUCACUUUAAAGGCUUUGCUCCCUUUGAUCAUUCAACUUUGUUUGGCUUAACCAGCAAAAGUCAUCAAACAAUUUUGUCUCUUUUUCCCCACUGUUUUGUCUCUGUACCCCCUUCAUAGCAACUUAAAAGUUAGAUUUAAUUGUUUAAUCUGGAAAAUAAAUAAGAGAUGUAGCCCAAAGUUCACACAUGGGUCAGACAAGAUUUGUAAGUAAAAUAAAAUACAUUGGAUCUAAAGAAUACAAUGGGUUGACUGUCCCACAUACUAGCCACAAAUACAUAAAAACUGUUCAUUUGUCAUAUUUAUUGAAUGUAUAUAUUUGUAUAUGAAUCACAUAAUGUAUGUAUUCCAUGUUUCUGAAGUGCUCUUAGCUUAUUCUUUUGAGUUAUCUAACUUCUCUAUUUUAUAAGCAAAUUAACUUUGUUUUGACUAACUGAAUUUAAUGGAAGGAGAUGAUCCGAUCAGUAUUUGGUCACCUGUUGUGAUCAUUUAUUAUAUUAAUCUAUAUGCCAUGCACUGUGUGACGAAGUCAAUUUGAAUAAACGUUAUG